Molecule: messenger RNA, 1575 nt
Organism: Sciurus carolinensis (gray squirrel)
Lineage: Eukaryota; Metazoa; Chordata; Mammalia; Rodentia; Sciuridae
Gene: Mief1
Product: mitochondrial elongation factor 1
Biological process (GO): mitochondrion organization; positive regulation of mitochondrial fission
Cellular component (GO): mitochondrial outer membrane
Source: RefSeq, a predicted model, not a curated record
GGGAGAUGGUUCUUGAGGUCCCAGGGUGGGUGAUAGCUGUGUUCUGUCUUCAUUCUCAGUGAGCAAUGGCAGGCGCUGGUGAGCGCAAAGGCAAGAAGGAUGACAAUGGCAUUGGCACAGCCAUUGAUUUUGUGCUCUCCAAUGCCCGGCUGGUGCUGGGGGUGGGUGGAGCAGCCAUGCUGGGCAUUGCCACACUGGCAGUUAAGCGGAUGUAUGACCGGGCGAUCAGUGCCCCAACCAGCCCCACCCGCCUGAGUCAUUCAGGGAAAAGGAGCUGGGAAGAACCAAACUGGAUGGUCCCCCGACUGCUGAACAGGGACAUGAAGACAGGCCUGAGCCGGUCCCUGCAGACCCUUCCCACAGACUCUUUGGCCUUUGACACAGAUACAUUCUGCCCGCCCCGGCCCAAGCCAUUGGCCCGGAAGGGCCAGGUAGACUUGAAGAAGUCACGACUCCGCAUGUCCCUGCAGGAGAAACUUCUUACUUACUACCGGAACCGGGCAGCCAUCCCUGCUGGAGAGCAGGCUCGGGCCAAGCAAGCUGCCGUGGACAUAUGUGCUGAGCUCCGGAGCUUCCUACGGGCCAAGUUGCCUGACAUGCCACUUCGGGACAUGUAUCUGAGUGGCAGCCUCUAUGAUGACCUGCAGGUGGUGACUGCUGACCACAUCCAACUUAUCGUGCCCCUUGUGCUGGAGCAGAACCUGUGGUCAUGCAUCCGAGAGGACACGAUCAUGAAUGUCCCUGGCUUCUUCCUGGUUCAUCGUGAACCAGAGUACUUUCCUCGUGGCAGCAGUUACUGGGACGCUUGCGUCGGGGGCUACCUCUCCCCAAAGACAGUAGCAGACACUUUUGAGAAGGUAGUGGCUGGCUCUAUUAACUGGCCGGCCAUAGGGUCCCUCUUGGACUAUGAUCGGCCAGCUCCACCUCCAGAGGCCCUGACACUUGAAGUGCAGUGACGGGACAAACAUCUUGUCAUUGACUUCCUACCAUCGUUGACCCUUGGUGACACAGUUUUGGUGGCCAGACCACACCAGCUAGCCCAGUAUGACAACCUGUAGCGGCUGAGUUUGCGUCCUGAAGCACGUCUGCAGGCUUUGGACCAGGCUGAAUCAGGCUGCCAAUCGCUGUGCCUCAAGAUACUCAAGGCCAUAUGCAAGUCCACUCCAGCUCUGGCCCUCACUGUCAGCCAGCUAACCAAUGUCAUCCUCCACUUGGCCCAGGAGGAGGCUGACUGGUCUCCAGAUAUGCUAGCUGACCAUUUCCUGCAGGCUCUGAGGGGACUCAUCAGCUACUUAGAGGCAGGAGUCCUGCCCAGUGCCCUAAACCCCAAGGUGAACUUAUUUGCAGAGCUCACUCCUGGAGAAAUAGACAAAUUGGGAUACACUCUCUAUUGCUCAUUGUCUGAGCUGGAAAUGCUGCUGCAGACCUAGGGCAGUGAAGGCCAGAGCAGGGGUUGGGCGGUCAGGCACUGGAGUCACCAAUGGAGACAGCUGGCUACAUGGCUGGUGCCUCACAGGGUCCCUAGGUGCCUCCUGUCUUGCUGGUCACCUUCCUGGUCACUUCAUGCUGAUUAGA